Elaeis guineensis (African oil palm) is the source of this 2740-nucleotide messenger RNA. RefSeq names its product transcription factor MYC2. The record is from RefSeq and is a predicted model, not a curated record. Lineage: Eukaryota; Viridiplantae; Streptophyta; Magnoliopsida; Arecales; Arecaceae. Gene Ontology annotation, cellular component: nucleus. Gene Ontology annotation, molecular function: protein dimerization activity; transcription cis-regulatory region binding; DNA-binding transcription factor activity. Gene Ontology annotation, biological process: regulation of DNA-templated transcription.
CUUGCUCCCCCAGUCCAACAAAAUCCCGGCCCCCUUUUGCGUGCCGAACCCUCUCUCUCCUCCUCCUCGGCUCUCUAUCCGCGUCGCCUUCUCUUUCCCCGCCUCCUUUCUCGCCGCCUAACCUUCCUUCUAGAACUCCUAAAGCCGCACGCCAAAACCCUAACCCUAGAGGUGCGUGGCUCUGGUCCUGUACCGGAGCUGAGAGCUACGGCGGUUGCCCCUCGGGCCGGAUCUGGUUGAUGUGACGGAGUCCGAACAUCGCCUUCCCAGAUGAACCUGUGGACCGACGACAACGCCUCCAUGAUGGAGGCCUUCAUGGCCACCACCACCCCCGACCUCCAGGGCUUCCCCUGGGCUCCGCCACCUGCUGCGUCGGCGGCUGGAGGGUGUCACGUGCCCUCAUCCCAGUCCGCCGUCAUGUCAUCGGCGGCGGCGGCGCCGCCCGCACCGGCGUAUUUUAACCAGGAGACCCUCCAACAGCGGCUCCUGACACUGAUCGAGGGGGCGAGGGAGACAUGGACCUACGCGAUCUUCUGGCAAUCGUCUGUUGACGUGGCCUCCGGCGUGUCGCUGCUCGGCUGGGGCGACGGCUACUACAAGGGAUGCGAGGAGGACAAGCGGAAGCAGAAGACCACCAACCCCGCCACCGCUGCGGAGCAGGAGCACCGGAAGCGGGUGCUCCGGGAGCUUAACUCCCUCAUUUCCGGUGGCGCCGGCGGGUCCUCGCCCGACGAGACCGUGGAGGAGGAGGUCACGGACACGGAGUGGUUUUUUCUCGUGUCCAUGACGCAGUCGUUUGUCAACGGCGCCGGACUCCCUGGCCAGGCCUUCUUUGCCGAUGCUCCGAACUGGAUCGCUGGCGCGGACCGGCUGGCGUUGGCGCCCUGCGAUCGAGCGCGGCAGGCGCGGGAGCUCGGCCUCCAGACCAUGGUCUGCGUCCCGGUGGGGACUGGUGUGCUGGAGCUCGGAUCCACGGAUGUCAUCUAUCAGAGCUUGGAGCUCAUGAACAAGAUCAGAGUCCUCUUCAACUUCAACAGCUUCGAGAUCCCUUCCGGAUCCUGGCUCCCUACGCCGGCAGCGACGCCUGCUGUGGCCGACCAAGGCGAGACCGAUCCCUCUAUGCUCUGGCUUGCAGAUCCAACCAUGGUCGAGAUCAAGGACUCAGUCUCCCCUGCAUCUGCCACGGCUGAUAUUUCCAUCACCAAACCCCCAAUCCAAUUCGACAACCCUAGCUCCAGUACUGUCACCGAAAACCCUAGUUCGAUUCAGAUGCAGCAACACCACAACCACCACCAGCAACAGCAACAGCAGCAGCAGCAACAUCAAAAUCAGAACAGCAAUAGCAAUGUACAGACGCAAUCAUUGUUCACCAGCAGAGAGUUUAAUUUCGCCGAGGUCGUGUUGAACGGCUCUGCCCCUCCACAGGCCUUCAAACCGGAGUCCGGCGAGAUCCUAACUUUCGGCAAUAACAAGAGAAAUUCCUCUCCAGCCCCUAGCAGCCUAUUCUCGCAUCACCAGAUUGCAACCGUCACCGCCGCCGAUGACAAGAAGAACAAGCGAUCGACUGGGGCCACAUCGAGGGGGAGCAACGACGAGGGGAUGCUCUCCUUCUCCUCUGCCGCCGCCCGGCCCUCCUCAGCAGGUCAGGUGAAGUCUGGUGGCGGGAUCCUUGGUGGGGCCGACUCGGACCACUCGGACCUCGAGGCCUCGGUGCGGGAGGUGGAGAGCAGCCCUGUGGUCGAGCCCGAGAAGCGGCCUAGAAAGCGGGGUCGGAAGCCGGCCAACGGCCGGGAGGAGCCACUCAAUCACGUGGAGGCCGAGCGGCAGCGCCGGGAGAAGCUGAACCAGAGGUUCUAUGCCCUCCGUGCGGUGGUACCGAACGUGUCAAAGAUGGACAAAGCAUCGCUUCUUGGGGAUGCCAUUUCCUACAUCAACGAGCUAAGAUCCAAGCUACAAUCUUUGGAAUCAGAUAAGGAGGGGCUUCAAACCCAGAUCGAGGCCCUCAAGAGAGAGCGAGACUCCAAUCCUGCACGGCCAUUGCAGCUGCCGGAUCAAGAUAUGAAAAUGAUGAACGGCGGACGGUGCCACGGAGUGGAGAUUGAGGUGAAGAUCCUGGGGGUAGAGGCGAUGAUCCGGGUGCAGUGCCAUAAGAGGAAUCACCCGGCGGCGAGGCUGAUGGCAGCAUUGAAAGAGCUGGAUCUUGAUGUCUAUUAUGCAAGUGUGUCGGUCGUCAAGGACCUCAUGAUCCAGCAGGCAACAGUGAAGAUGUCGAGUAGGGUUUACACUCAGGAGCAGCUCAGUGCUGCCCUCUUCUCCAGAGUUGGAGAGCCUCCUAGCAGUAGAUAAAUGUGCUUCCUCUAAUAACCAAGGGUGGUUUUUGCGAGGAUUGCUCACCUUGGGUGGCUUGUAAUGGCGCUGGGAAGAGUUUUUAGACCUCGGCUAGUUUGUAACUUCGUAUUAUGUUUAUAGUUUAUAUGAAUUAUGAGGGUACAUCCCAAUCUCUUUGCAGUCUGGGAUUGUGAUCUUUCUGCCAGGAUAGUGCUUGAGAGAGGAUGGAGAAGAUUGUUGUUGUACACUGGAAGUGGUCUCUCUUCCUUGUCCAAGUUACCUGUAAAUAAACAAUGCAUGUUUAGUGGGUCGAGUCUGAUGUUUUAUCUAAUAAGUAGUGCUGUUAAUUGCUUUUUGACUCCCUUUCAUGGAGAUUAAGCAUGGAAUCCUUGUUGCUUUUGUGUUUUUUCUU